AUGUCCCAUUUUGUGCUGUUUCACUGGAUUAUGAUACAGAUCUUUAUAGCGCACGCCGCAUCCGAAGCUGUUGUUAGAGGAGUAAUAGGGCAACCUGUUCUGUUGCCUUGCAUCUACCAGGUGGCACGACAUAAGGACAUCUCUGAUAUGUGCUGGGGCAGAGGCCCGUGCCCAAAUUCAAAGUGCAAUAACAAAAUUUUGCACACCACUGGGAAUAGGGUGACAUUCAGAAAAUCUCAGCGAUACAGUCUCCUGGGCUAUAUUUCCUAUGGAAAUGUGUCUCUCACGAUUGGGAAAGUGAAGGCAGAAGAUGCAGGUACAUACUGCUGCCGCAUAGAGGUCCCGGGUUGGUUCAACGACAUCAAACGGAACAUACGGCUGGAGGUGACCAGAGCCCCUCCAGUGAUGACAACCACCACGAGAAAGGCUCCCGUUUCCCCCAAACGUUUUAGAAAAACAACAUUUGCUCCCCAAGCAACCUCUGAUCAUCAAGCAACAGCAGAGACUGCUGUCCUCCUGACAACCACCCUCCCCGCAGCAACAACUGCAACCACUGAGUCUCCAGCAGUAAUUACACUGGAGACCAUUGCUCCCCCAACAUUUGCUGUGACAGCAGAUGAUAAUUCUCCAGCAACUAUGGUGACAACCAGUGCUCUCCCAGAUUUUCCAACUGGUUUCCAAGCAGCUGACAUGAGGACUGAAGGUGACGACGUGUUCUGCUCAGCAGAGUCCGUCCCUCUUCCUGGAGUGACUACUGAAUUCCCAGGUACAUUUCUGACUGCAGAGGGAGCUAAAAGUGCUAACACUUCUCUCAUGGUGGAAGACGUGCCAACUACAGCAAUAACCCCUCCGGCGCCAACCGUGCUUCAGACCAAAGAGAGAACCCCUGCUCCUUCAGGGAUUUCAGCAAGUUCAGACAGCAAGACUGAGAAACAUGAUGAUAAUGGAGAUAAGUUUCCCAGCUAUGCCAUUCUCAUUGCCUGCCUCAUCGUGGUGUCCAUUCUUUUCAUAUUGAUGCUCUCGUUGUUGUUUUGGAAACGUAAACACACAAAGAAGUUUAUAAUAAAAAGCCUUGGACCAGCAGAAGACCUUGAAAAGGUUUUCAGUGGCGCUGAAGGAGAAAACAGCAUUUUUUCCCUGUGA
Messenger RNA from Fulmarus glacialis (Northern fulmar), 1143 nucleotides. RefSeq names its product T-cell immunoglobulin and mucin domain containing 4 (gene TIMD4). The record is from RefSeq and is a predicted model, not a curated record. The transcript is spliced from 10 exons. Lineage: Eukaryota; Metazoa; Chordata; Aves; Procellariiformes; Procellariidae. The coding region runs from base 1 to 1143 and encodes 380 amino acids.